AUGCGCGAGCUGCGACCACGGCCGACAACCACAAGUCAAGCUCCAGAAGACGACCACCAAGAAGCCGCAGCUCACAUUCAAACAGUCCAGCACUUGGCAAGCCAAGCCGUUGUUACGUCCCCGACAAAGCUCCGAAAUCUAGUCCAUCACGUCGUGCAGAGCUCCGACACCCCGGUCCGAUCGAACGUUUGUCUUGGGAUCAUCGCGAACGUCUCGACCGCCAAGGCAGCAGGAAAACUUGCAUCAGAGCUGCUAGACGACGACGCAUUGGAGGACAUACAUAUCCAAGCAAGAGACCGUCGUUUGGAGCAGUAUUCGUCCGCCGACGCCAAGCGGCACCAACGACAACUGGAAUACCUCGAUGGCCACACGCCCGGACAGACCCUCGUCAGUUGUCUCUCCCACAUCACGAAAGUCGCAAUUGCACGCGAGAUACCGCUCGAAUCACUGUGGCAGGCUAGCGGCCUCCUCGAAGGAGCAGUCCACACCGACGCAAAAGGGACUCGUCGACUGCGCGUCUUGGAUCUUCGACAUUUGAAAAAGUCAUUUCUCGUGCAGGCUAAUAGCGGCGGCCCUCGGACAGAGACCUCGACUCCCACACGCCCGACACCCACACGCCCGACAUCUACCACACCUGACCCUGCCUCUGAACUCGACACACCAGAAAGAGCAAGGGGAGAUCCUAAGCACAUCGCAUCAGCACAGUCACUUCUAAAACGUCAAGAGCUGAGCAACCCUCCGAUUGAUCCCGACUUUGACCCCUUCGACGAGACCGCUUCGCAGCCUCUCAAUCACGGCAAAGCUUCUGAGGACGCUACUUCCCAGACUCAACUUCACAGCCGAUUUUUGGGCCUCGAGUACGAAGAACAAUCUUUCGAUCUGGGUGGAAACUCGCCGGAGCCCGGCGAUAACGACGAGGACAUGGCUCCUGCACCCUCAACCGAAGGCAGACCCUCUCUAAGCUGGGAGACAAGGUUCAAAAAGCUUGUUCAGGCACCCCAUGUGGAUGUGACACCAGGAGACAUGAUGCUUGUCGUCCCCAGUAUGGUCAACGACGAUGAUGACUCAUCAUAUGGUACCUCAAAAGCCGGCCUCGUCUUCGACUUCCCCCUCCCCCCCGAGCAUCAAUUUACCGAAAUCCAGACGUCCGAUAAGAUCGUGCUUCUUCUUCACCAUGCGCAGUCAAAUGGCAAAUGGACCUGCCUGCAUGUCGUGAACUAUUCGGCUGGCACCCGGAAUUUGGUCAGUGCCUGCCAUAUUGACUGUGCUCCUGACCGACAGCGUAGGGAUAGAGUUGAAGGCUUUGUACGAAAAGUCGUCACCGACUUCAUGCCUCAUUGCGAGAUGUCUUUUAGUACGACGCUUCUUCAAGCAAAAGACACCCGAGCGACCAGCGGGAUUUUAUGCUUAAGUGCGGCGUACCACAGAACCAAGGAGAAGGACAAAACGACACUCCUGAAUUUACCGGCCUAUGACGAGAGACCGUUCCCAAUGUCUUCGGAAAAUGCAAGAAAGAGGCCUUUCCCAGAGGAACCCGGCUCGCCCGAUCCUGCCGGGGAAACCAAGCGGCGCUUUCUCGAGUACUGGACCCCUAAGGAAGCAGCUGAAGACGUUUGUGAGCGAGCUGCUGGAUUUAUUCCUCAACUCGAGAAGAGAAAGAAAAGCCUGAGCGGACGUCACAAAGAUUUGACGCACGCAUCGUCAGCAGCAUUGAAGGACGUGUCACGCCACAGGCGGACCAAAAAGUGGGCAUCCAUGGUGGCCUCGCUCACCGAAGACCACGACGACCAAGACCCGAACGACCAGGACUCCGACGACCAAGACUCCGAAGACCAAGACUCCGACGCGGAGGAUGUUGGUAUUCGUGAGGCUACAGAUGCCUUUAUCGAGCGCGCCCGGGCCGCAGGAUACAACGGAGAAAGUGUCGAGAAGGCUACCAAAGACGUCAAAAGCGCUGUGGAACGUUCGAAAAAGCUCAAAUCCGAUUUGAGCGCCGUGUGCAGCUCCGAACAAAAGGUCAAGGCGGCAAUUACCGACCUCGAGAACUUCAAAAGGCAGCAGAAAAUGCUCCGGGAAGCCAUCACGGCGGUCCGUCGUCUGGACUCGGAGGACUGGGUUAAGAAAAACAAGAUUGAUCUUCUCGUAAAGAAGAUGGCGGAGGAGACACAAGAAGAGGAUACCUAG
Messenger RNA from Colletotrichum gloeosporioides, 2184 nucleotides. RefSeq lists its product as uncharacterized. The transcript is spliced from 4 exons. The record is from RefSeq and is a predicted model, not a curated record. NCBI's taxonomy places the organism in Eukaryota, Fungi, Ascomycota, Sordariomycetes, Glomerellales, Glomerellaceae. Bases 1 to 2184 code for a protein of 727 amino acids.